Messenger RNA from Branchiostoma floridae (Florida lancelet), 2475 nucleotides. RefSeq names its product ubiquitin carboxyl-terminal hydrolase isozyme L3-like. The transcript has 9 exons. Gene Ontology annotation, molecular function: cysteine-type deubiquitinase activity. Bases 46 to 819 code for a protein of 257 amino acids. Gene Ontology annotation, cellular component: cytoplasm. Gene Ontology annotation, biological process: protein deubiquitination; ubiquitin-dependent protein catabolic process. NCBI's taxonomy places the organism in Eukaryota, Metazoa, Chordata, Leptocardii, Amphioxiformes, Branchiostomatidae. The record is from RefSeq and is a predicted model, not a curated record.
GCUGGGCUUGGUGGGAAAUUUCAACAUGGCGGACGAAAAGCAGAGAUGGCUUCCGCUGGAAUCCAAUCCAGAGGUGAUGAACAAGGUGAGAAAGUGUGCCGUUACCUCAUUUUUGUCGUCUGGUCACGCACGCUGCGGUCUCGUGUCCCAGUAAAACGCCCUGCUGCAUGUAACGUCUCUCAGUUUGUGAAGGAGCUGGGCAUGCCAGGCAGCUGGUCGUACACAGAUGUGUUUGGGCUGGACCCAGAGCUGCUGGCCAUGGUGCCUCAGCCUUGUGUGGCUCUACUCCUGCUCUUCCCCAUCAAUGACAAGUAUGAGCAGUAUCGCAAGGGUGAAGAGGAGAGAAUAAAGGAGGCAGGUCAGAAUGUCACCUCUAAGCUGUAUUACAUGAAGCAGACUAUAGGGAACGCCUGUGGGACCAUCGCUCUUCUACACAGUAUUGCCAACAACCAGGAGUCCAUCAAGCCAGAGAAAGCUCUGAAGACAUUUUUGGAAAACACAGCCAGUUUGGAUCCAGUUGAAAGAGCUGCAUACCUAGAAAAGGAUGAGUCAAUCAAGGUUGCCCAUGAAUCAAGUGCCCUGGAAGGACAGACAGAGACCCCCAGCCGUGAUGACGAGAUCAACCUUCAUUUUGUGGCCUUGGUGCAGAAGGAAGGGGAGCUGUAUGAACUGGAUGGCAGAAAGCCUUUUCCCAUCAACCAUGGGAAAACCACUGCUGACAGCUUCCUUGAGGAUGCAGCCAAGGUGUGUAAGGAGUUUAUGGCCAGGGAUCCAGAGGAGCUGCAUUUCACUGUUGUGGCACUGGCCCAAACCGGUUAAUUCUGGUUCCUGACGACCAGUUGGAACAGCCUGCCAAGCUGCAUCGUGGAAAUAGUAGUCACAGUCAGGUUGACAUGGAAACUCCUCUAGACUUUGGGAUGUGAUCUGUCGCUGUUAGAGAUGCUUUGCACUUUUUGCUCCCACCAUCUUGAAUGGAUUGAUCAAUUCCCACCUCGGUCAUGAUGUACAAAUGCAAAAGAAAGACUACAAAUAAGUAUUUCUUUCUUUGUGUGUGUGUUCAAAUUGAAGAGAAGGGAAGCUCAUGUCAAAUUGAAGACUUAGUGUUGUUGUCAUUUGUUUAUUUCUUAGACAUCUUUUUUUUACACAUGAAUCAAAGAUUUUCCCACAUUUCGUACAGCUGUCUUAAACGUUACAGUCUUUUUUUCAGCAAGAUUUCUUUAGAAAAGUUGUGUUAACAUCAACUCUGGAGGAGUUUCUGUGAAGUAUUGACAUGUCUAUUAGCACACUGCACUGUACUGCAUGGAACAAGUGCCACCAAGAAAUCAGUGUUUGUUUUCUGUGUUUGUCACCAGUUGCAAUGUAACAAUGUCAGCCAGCUCUACAUCAAUAUUGCAGUUCUAUUGAAGCAACAUGAGAAGGAAAAGUUUGAUUUCGAAGAAGCGCACCAAAUGAUAGCUGACCUCCUUGGAAGUACAGUAAGAGAGUGAAACAAGAAUUGAGUUUGUUCUAAUAUGCGACCUGGCAUAUUCUUUAUUUUGGCCAUGAAGGGGAAAUGGUAUUUAACUGCAAUCUGGAGAAAUUUAACAUAGGACUAACAUUCCAUCCAACCAUUUGUUAUAUUUUAGUACAAAUCUCCAAAUAAAUACUAGGUAGAACACAUGUCAAAACUACACUGUGAAAUAAAUAUGUGUGCCAUUAGAUAGCUUUACCCAUAGACCCAUAGUUUGAGUUUUCUCAGGACAAGUACAAAUAGUUUGGGUUUCAAAAAUAUUCCUCUUCAAGGAAGUGUAUGCGUUCCGGUCCUACUAGUCUUGCCACGAUUCUCUACUUUGUAACUAAAUCUGUGACAAGUUUUCUGUGGUUAACAGUUUCAGAGAUUGGUCUAUAUAGGCUAUGUCUUGGUCAUGCCUCCUUUUUCGUCAUUUGUUUCCUUGACUUUGUACAAUGUGUUGGAAGUAUUACCAGGUGCGUGUGGCACAGAUAUAAAGCGGGCAAUGUUGCUUGACAGAUCUAAAUGUAUGAAACAGAACUUAUGGUUAUCUUGAAACAAAAACUGAAAUACCAUCAGGUCUGAUGAGCAUGUGGUUUAUCUGCUUGCCUUGAGAUGUACUUGUGCAAUGUCAUUGCAAUCUAAAGAAGAGAACAGGCUGCUACUGCAAACAUGCUAAACACCUAUACCAAGAGACAUGGCUGCUUGAUAAUGACCUCUGAGCUGAAACAGUUUAAAAUGCUCAGAGGUUCUGCAGGAAGUUCAUAGUCCCCAUUGGUGAAUGUUUUCUAUCUGGUAAGGUUACAGAUAAGGCUAGACAGAAGCUGUUAGAUAAUGAAUGCUGAAGACUGGAAGAAGGUGUCUCUUCGAGAGUGGUCAUGUGUGUGCUACUGGCUAAUGUUGUGUUGUGGCAAGAGCCGAAUGUGCUUUAAGCUAGCACCAAGUGCAAGGACAAGAACAAGCACAAUAAAAUGAAUUCAGACUCA